Messenger RNA from Closterium sp. Yama58-4, 2694 nucleotides. NCBI's taxonomy places the organism in Eukaryota, Viridiplantae, Streptophyta, Zygnematophyceae, Desmidiales, Closteriaceae. The record is from the annotation of a GenBank genome assembly.
AUGACUACACCUGGGCGUAAUUCCCUCUGCCCGCUGCUGCUGCUGCUGGCGGUGCUGCUGGCGCGGCAUGCAAGCGUGCAGGCAGGGGAGAAUGCGAACGCCACCCAGCCAGCAGCCGACGACCCCGUGGUCAAAGCAGAGAAGGAGGCGGGCGAUAUCGUGCCUCAAGGGGCGUGUAAGGCGGAGAUAACGGCUUACUGUUCGGACCUACCCACGGGCAACCGCUCUCUGGAGCGGUGUUUGAGCACGCAAGUCAAGAUGGUGAUGGCGGGGAAAGUGAAAGCGAACCCUGAGUUCUCCGCGGAGUGUUUGCUGGAGAUCCGCAACUUCAAGAUCGCGCUGUACAAGGACAUCACCAUGAACAAGGAGAUGGUGGAGGCGUGCAAGGAGGACAUUGCAUCCUUCUGUGAUGACGACUUCCUCUACCCCGAGCCGGGCAACGUGCUUGCAUGCCUGCGCGAGAGCAAGGAAUCAGGGCGAGUGUCGGACCAGUGUGCGAUAAUGGUGUUCGAGGCGCAGGAGGAUGCAGCGGACGAUUUCCGCAUGGACCCACAGCUCAACAUGCUGUGCUCCAAGGACGCUGACACCUACUGCGGGGACGUGCAGGCCGGGGAGGGGCGCAUUCAGGAGUGCCUGCGGCGCAACCGCAAGAAGCUCAACUGGGAGUGCCAGGCGGAGCUGUUCCGGCAGGAGGUGGAGAACGCCGAUGACAUUCGCCUCAACGUGCGGCUGUUCCGAGCCUGUCUGGACGACAAGCGGCGUUUCUGUCCCGACGUGCUGCCCGGGGAUGCACGCGUGAAGGACUGCCUGGAGGAGCACCGCUCCGAGCCCGAGUUCUCCAAAACCUGCAAGGCGGAAUUUGACAAGAUGAUGGAGCGCAGGGCGGUGGACUUCCGCCUCGAUGCCAGCCUGCGCAAGUACUGCCACAAGGACAUCGUGGAGACCUGCUACCCCGACGCGGAGGACAUCAGCGAUGUGGCGAACUGGGACAGCAAGGUGAUGGAGUGCCUGCAGGACUACAAGGAGGAGCUCAAGGACCCGCGCUGCCGCCAGCAGGUCCACCGCCUGACCAAGAGGGCAGCGGAGGACAUUCGCUUCGACCACCCUCUGCACGAUGCCUGCCAACCCGAUCAGGAGAAGCUGUGCAAGGACGUGCCGAGCGGCCAUGCGAGGGUCUUCACAUGCCUGCAGGACCACCGCAAGGACCUGCGCCCCGUGUGCCGCGCUGCACUCUUUGACCAGGAGAUCCGCUACGCAGGAGACAUUGACUUUAAGUUUGCCAUGCGCCAAGCAUGUGCCGACGAGAUGAAGCGCCUGUGCUCCAAAGCGCCCGACAUGGUGAAGUGCCUGCAGGACCAUGUCACCGAUGCAGACAUGAGCAAGGGAUGUGCCGACGAGGUCAAGAAGGACGAGGAGCGCAGCGCACAGGAUUUCCGCCUCAACUUCCGGCUGAAUCACGCGUGCUUCGAGGACGUGCAGCACCUCUGCAUGAACGCCUGCGCCCCUCCGGGCGUGGAGGGGGCGAUGGCUGCUGCAGCAGCGGCCGCGGGGCAGGCGUGUGGGGGGGCGGUGCUCAAGUGCCUUUCGGAUAAGGUGUCUCAGCUGCAGAACGCCGAGUGCAGGGAAGAGGUCUUCUAUUUUGAACGCAGGCAAGUGGAGGACCCGGCACUGGAUGUGCCGCUGCAGCAGGCGUGCAAGGACGAUGCGGACAUGUACUGUGGCGCGGGGGCGGGGUAUGCGGGGAGGGACCACAGCCGCACGCUCUCCUGCCUGCGGCAGAACAGGAAGAAGCUGUCGGCCCAGUGCAAGGCGGAGGAGCUGCGGUUCACUGCCAUGGAGGCAUCGGACAUCCGCCUGACGCCCACGCUGAUGAAUGCGUGUGGAUUGGAGCUGCAUCAGUUCUGCCGCGGAGUGCCUCCCAUGGGCGGCCAUGCCUUCCGCUGCCUGCAGUGGCACAUCCAGGAGUCCGGCAUGAGUGUAGCCUGCCGUGCUGAGGUGGACCUGCAGACCAUGCGCCAGUCGCAGUACUACCGCACCGACAUCGCGCUGCAGCUGCAGUGCGAUGCUGACGUGGCGGAUAAGUGCAGCGAGGUGGACGAGGCGGCGGAGAUGUCAAUGGGGGACCAGGAGACGGAGGGCGACUAUGGGCCCAUUCUGCGCUGCCUGCUGCAGUGGUACCAGACGCUCAAGCCUGCCUGCCAGUCUGAGGUGACCUAUGUGGUGCGCAACGCCCUGUGGAUGUACCACAGCAACGCGCCCCUCACCAAGCCGUGCCACACGGACAUUGACGCCCUCUGCAACAGCACCAACGUGUCGGGCUUCAGCGAGCACAAGGGAGCAGUCGUGGGGGUGUUUGGGCAGUGCCUCGUUGACACGCCGCUCACGAAGAUCUCGGACAAGCAGUGCCGGCAGAUGGUGGGAGUGGUGGCGGGCAGUGGCGGGCACGUGGGAGGGCUGGUGAAUGAGAAUCAGCUGGAGGACACGCUUACAAAGAUCGCAGAGAUCCAGCUGGUGGCUCAAGCUGAGGCAGAGGAGCAGGCAGAGGGCUCUCCACUAGUGCUGACUGGGUGGCUGGCCUUCAUUGCCAUCACAGCCCUUGCUGCUCUGCUGCUCGGUGGUGGCUUCUUCAUUUACCGCCGCUACUUUGACCCCCGCCGCAACUACACUGUGGUUGUCAAGGCUGGUGAUGUGUGA